GAGGUGCGCGACCAGCGCUGUGGACAUGAAGCAGGGCACGAUUCUCCUGUGGGCCACGGCUAUGGGGAGUGGCAUCUUGGUGCCCUUUCUCUUCCUGGACGUCCACCCACUCCAAGUUGCGCUGAAACUGAAGGCGACGGUCUUGCAAGAAUCACAGCAGCAGAGGCUCGCGACUCUAAGGAAAGUGUGCAGGCAACACGAGGCGAGCCACAAGACGAGGUUGCCACCAUUGUACACAGACCUGCACGCAAACACGCUGAACCGCAUGUACGUGGAUGACCGCUUCUCGCUGCUCUAUUGCGAAGUGCCCAAGGUCGGCUGCACCAAUUGGAAGAGGAUUAUCCUGGCACUGUCGCGAGGGGACAACCAAUCAAUGACGAUACCGGCGAGUCAGGUGCACGAGAUCCAGAACUACACCAAGCUGCACAAGUUCGACGCGGCUGGUCGGCGCUCGCGGCUGGGUGGCUACACAACGGCGCUGUUUGUGAGGGAGCCCAUGGAGCGACUCGUGUCUGCCUACCGGGACAAGUUUCUGCUUACAAGCGGCUACUACCAGAAAGUUUACGGACGGUACAUCAUUGCCCACUACCGGACAAACCCGAGCAGAGAGUCUCUGCUUCAGGGCCACGACGUCACCUUUUCCGAGUUUGUGAGCUUCAUUCUGGACCCUCGUUGGGCACUCUACCAGGACGUGCACUGGCUGCCCGUCCACAAACUGUGCCAGCCCUGCCUGCUGCCCUUCAACUUCAUCGGCAAGCUGGAGACCAUGCAGCGCGAUGCGGCCGCCUUGCUGGCCAAGAUAGGAGCACCCAGCUGGAUGUCUUACUCCGACCCAAAAAACAAGCGCUCUUCGGCCAGCAUGACUCGCAGCUACCUGGCACAGCUCAGCCCUGAAGCGAAGUGGAAGCUGUAUCGGUUUUAUUACGAAGACUACAGGCUCUUCAACUAUUCUCCGCCCCAUGGCAUCAACAUCAAGCAACGUGCAUAGUCAUAUUUGUUUCCCAGCUUGUCAGUUGGAUGUCACUCUCCGUCCCUCCAGCAAACCGGCCAGUCAAACGUUGUUCUAAUAUAUUGUAGUAUGAUACACAGAGAUGCUUUCAGAUAUAUAUGGAUAUCCAGAA
Messenger RNA from Petromyzon marinus (sea lamprey), 1121 nucleotides. Its product is annotated as carbohydrate sulfotransferase 9-like. The record is from RefSeq and is a predicted model, not a curated record. Gene Ontology annotation, biological process: carbohydrate biosynthetic process; proteoglycan biosynthetic process. Lineage: Eukaryota; Metazoa; Chordata; Hyperoartia; Petromyzontiformes; Petromyzontidae. Gene Ontology annotation, cellular component: membrane. Gene Ontology annotation, molecular function: sulfotransferase activity.